Molecule: messenger RNA, 542 nt
Organism: Phlebotomus argentipes
Lineage: Eukaryota; Metazoa; Arthropoda; Insecta; Diptera; Psychodidae
Product: general odorant-binding protein 19d-like
Exons: 2
Coding region: 10-483 (157 amino acids)
Biological process (GO): sensory perception of smell
Molecular function (GO): odorant binding
Source: RefSeq, a predicted model, not a curated record
AGUUUCCACAUGCGCUGCCCGAAUGCAGCUUCAUCAAGUGACACAAUGAAGCUUCUCGUGAUCUGUUCUGUGCUUCUCCUCGCCGGCACGAUGAUGGCCUACAAUCUGCGCGAAGAGGACUUACAAUAUGUGAAGAAACUGACACACAGAUGUGCAAACAAGACCGGCGGAAAUGAAGAGGACAUCACGAGUUUUCUGAACAAAGAUUUACCGGAGAAGAGAACGACAAAGUGUCUCUACGCUUGCAUGUCGGAACUCUUUGGGAUUAUCACCCGAGAAGGAAAACUUGAUGUUCAGGCACUGAAGGACAUUGCAAAGUUCAUGUACGCCGAUAAGCCUGAUGUGCAGAAAGUCCUGAACGAAAUUGCCGACGCGUGCGUGAACACAGAGCACGAAGAUCGCUGUGAAUUGGCAUACAAAGCGACACAUUGUGCAAUCGAUGAGGCCACCAGGAGGAAUAUCAAUUACAAGGAAUUCAUGUAGAUGCAAAACAUAAACUUGUCAAUGUUUCAAUAAAGAUAAAUUAUCCUCAAGUUUUCUUA